GUCUUCAAGGCUGCAUAAAACAUGAAUAUUUUUGAAGGGCCAAGUGCAGUGGAGAAAAUCAAAGCCAUUUUAUCCAAACGGAAAACAUUAUUCUCCUUCGAAUCAUGUCAGAAACGCGUAUUGUAUCCAGAGGCUAUACCCCAUCAUCGUCUUGGAAUAACUCUAACACCAAUCAAUACUAACGGAUUAGCUGGACCAACAACAUACAAUAUUCAAACAACGAUAACUCAUGACUUGAACAAAAAACCUAUUAGUUCACGUGGAUACACUUUGGGUGCUAGAACAGGACCUAGAUUGAAUACUCAUCAUUUAAAUUCAGGUUUUCCAGAUCCAGGAGCCUAUCAAAAUUUUGUUAACCAGUCAUCUAUUGUUAAACAGAAUAAAAAGCCAUUUAAUCAAUGUGCACCGAGAACAGAUAAAUUGGUUCUUGGCUCAUCUACUGUUGGCGUUGGGGCAUAUGAUAUUACAAGUAAACCUGGUCGACGUGUACAGUGGCAAAGAGACACAAUGCUCCGUCCAGUUAACCUGCCUUCUGUUGAACAAAAGAGUACAAUACCAGUGAAUACAGACAAACUUUCUACAUCUACACAGUCUAAACGUUAUCAAAGAAAGUUGGCUUAUCUAAAACUUUACUUCGAAUAAAUAAUUUAAUGAAUGAAUUCAUUGAACUGAAGAAAUAUUUUUUGUUUCCGUAAGACAUUUCGUUAUUGUUUCUACUCCUAGAAAAAUACAACUACCAGUAGGAAUAAAACAUGGUCCAUAUGCGAA
Messenger RNA from Heterobilharzia americana, 768 nucleotides. NCBI's taxonomy places the organism in Eukaryota, Metazoa, Platyhelminthes, Trematoda, Strigeidida, Schistosomatidae. The record is from the annotation of a GenBank genome assembly.